CAACGUGCCCCAUUCUACAGUCCUCGCAACUCUGGGGUGAAGUAUGGUAUUUUGUUGCUUGUUUACAACCUAGUCAGGCAACAGACACAGUACAUAAGAGGUGCUACAUAGCAUGAAACAUACCAAGAAUACCAGAAAUUUGUCUACUGUAUCAAUAAGACCAUGUUCAACUAUACCUAUCAAGAAGCUCAGGGGGAGCAAUAUAAAGCUACUCUGAUAGUUUUAUACUUCUAUCCACCACAUUGUUUUGAACCAACACUAUGUGCCUUUAAAUGUAGUAUUUAUACGUCUUGCCUUCCAAAGUUUGAGGAUUUCAUCAUGAACUUGCAAUAUUUCUCAGAAAGGAACACAUUUUCCUGUAGAAAUGAUUGGAUGACUUUGGCAAAUUCAGGCCACUUAUUAACUGCAAAGUGUUGUAUGUGUUGGAGUACCCAGAAUGGAUUGCCCAGAGAUUCUCUUUUGGAAAAGUACCAGCACAAUGCCCGAAAUGCCGGAGAGUGGAAAGUCAUGGUCUCGACGGGGAAAUGACGGCAGUGUUCGUGGAGACAGUGUUUUCGCAUGGCUGACAUUAAUGACAGCCCAGUGCUCUGCACUCACUGAAUGUUUUCAUUCCAGAAGAGCAUCAAAACCACUGAGUCCUUUCAAGUCAUCUUCUUUUACUGCGAAACCAGAAACCAUGCCGACAACGAUUUGCACUCAAAUUGAAAUUAUUCCAUGCAAGAUCUGUGGAGACAAAUCAUCAGGAAUCCAUUAUGGUGUCAUUACAUGUGAAGGCUGCAAGGGCUUUUUCAGGAGAAGUCAGCAAAGCAAUGCCACCUAUUCCUGUCCUCGUCAGAAGAACUGUUUGAUUGAUCGAACCAGUAGAAAUCGCUGCCAACACUGUCGAUUACAGAAAUGCCUUGCCGUAGGGAUGUCUCGAGAUGCUGUAAAAUUUGGCCGAAUGUCGAAAAAGCAGAGAGACAGCUUGUACGCGGAGGUGCAGAAACACCGGAUGCAGCAGCAGCAGCGGGACCACCAGCAGCAGCCUGGCGAGGCCGAGCCGCUGACCCCAACCUACAACAUCUCGGCCAACGGGCUGACGGAACUGCACGACGACCUCAGCAGCUACAUCGACGGGCACACCCCCGAGGGCGGCAAGGCCGACUCUGCCGUCAGCAGCUUCUACCUGGACAUACAGCCUUCCCCAGACCAGUCAGGUCUCGACAUCAACGGAAUCAAACCAGAACCGAUAUGCGACUACACACCAGCAUCCGGCUUCUUUCCCUACUGUUCUUUCACCAACGGAGAGACUUCCCCAACGGUGUCCAUGGCAGAAUUAGAACACCUUGCACAGAAUAUAUCUAAAUCCCAUCUGGAAACUUGCCAAUACUUGCGAGAAGAGCUCCAGCAGAUAACGUGGCAGACCUUUCUGCAGGAGGAGAUCGAGAACUAUCAGAACAAGCAGCGGGAGGUGAUGUGGCAGUUGUGUGCCAUCAAAAUCACGGAAGCGAUACAGUACGUGGUGGAGUUUGCCAAACGCAUCGAUGGAUUUAUGGAACUGUGUCAAAACGAUCAAAUUGUGCUUCUCAAAGCAGGUUCUCUAGAGGUGGUGUUCAUCAGAAUGUGCCGUGCCUUUGACUCUCAGAACAACACCGUGUACUUUGAUGGGAAAUACGCUGGGCCCGAUGUCUUCAAAUCCUUAGGUUGUGAAGACUUUAUUAGCUUUGUAUUUGAAUUUGGAAAGAGUUUAUGUUCUAUGCACCUGACUGAAGAUGAAAUUGCAUUAUUUUCUGCAUUUGUACUGAUGUCAGCAGAUCGCUCAUGGCUGCAGGAAAAGGUAAAAAUUGAAAAACUGCAACAGAAAAUUCAGCUAGCUCUCCAACACGUCCUACAGAAGAAUCACCGAGAAGAUGGAAUACUAACAAAGUUAAUAUGCAAGGUGUCUACAUUAAGAGCCUUAUGCGGACGACAUACAGAAAAGCUAAUGGCAUUUAAAGCAAUAUAUCCAGACAUUGUGCGGCUUCACUUUCCUCCCUUAUACAAGGAGUUGUUCACUUCAGAAUUUGAGCCAGCGAUGCAAAUUGAUGGGUAAAUGUAUCACCUAAAGCACUUCUAGAAUGUCUGAAGUACAAACAUGAAAAACAAACAAAACAUAUUAACCGAGACACUUUCCACGGCCCUGCGCAGACCUGGAGCGCCAACACACUGCACAUCUCUUGGUGAUCGGGGUCAGGCAAAGGAGGGGAAACAAUGAAAACAAAUAAAAGUUGAACUUGUCUUUCUCAUGCAUAUGAUUUCCAUUAUGCCUACAGAUAUGGACCCUUUUUCUGUCUUGACUUCUUGAUGGCUGACCUCUGUUUACAGCAGGAGGAGGGUACAAAAGUUGGAGGAUUUCCUUUCCUUGUAGCUCACUGCCCACAGACUUUCUGCAGAAUCGCCAAUCUGUUAGUGACCCGCGAGCCCAGCAAUGAUCGGUGACCGGUGUGCAUAGCGGAGGUUGCAGCGUCACUUUGCACAACUUGUUCUUUGUCUCAUGAAGGAAGUUUUUAUUUUUUUUCCCACCGAUUAUUGCCAGUCGGCAGGAGGGCGCGGAAAGGGUCCAUAGCACUAGCAACAAUAGCAUUAUAAUAUAUUACAGGGUAAAUGGGCAUGAAGACUAUAUAUAGCUAAAAGAGAUAUUGUUUAUAUAUUGUUUUGAUUAAUAUAAAAUGUAGUUACUGGUGUAGCUUUUCCUGUUGAAUUGAUAAGGCACUUUCGUUUGGCACCUUUUCCUUUAAAUUAAAUGCUAGCGUGUUCACUGCCGUGUCGCAUGCGCACCAGAAACACAAGUUUAACUGAGAAGGCUCGGGAGGUACGUUGGGAGAUAUUUAUGCUGCUGUUUACAAAAUUACUUCUAAAAGACUGGCUGGUCAUAUCUAGAAAUCAUGAUGUUGGAUUUUUUUUUUUUUUUUUUAACCCAUGAAUUGGGAAUUAGAAAUGGAACUCUCCCUAAAUUACACUUUGUGUUUGGGUAAGUUUAAGGAUAGAUGUGUUUAUGCUUCGUACAAAGUUUGAGUGAUUGAUUGGUGCUGUGGACUUAGAUCAUCGUGCAUAUUAUUUUUAAAAAUGCCACCUCAAGGAGGCAGAGAAAGAAGGAGAGGCUCAUUUUAUACAAGUCAGUAGUGACAUAGAGUCAGUCUCAAGUUGGAAUUCAGUUAUAUGCUUGGAGAACAAAUCAGGAACCAGAAUAUCUUACUGGAAUCUAGCUUUUAUUAUAAGAAGGACCCAAAGAUUGGUUGUGGAGCAAACACACACUCCCCAGGUGAGGACAGGAAGCAUUCGCUUUGUGAAUGUUUAUGUUCGUGGUAUAAUCUAGGAACCCUAAGAGUUGAUCUCAGAGUGAACUAUUUCUAGUCUAGCUGCUUCUAGAUGCUGUAGUUCUAGAAUGUUACUCUCCAUAUUUCAUAGACAAUGAAUGAGAGGGUGAGGGAGGCAUACCAUGUUGAACCAGUUUCUGUUAUUUAAAUAUUAAAUAUUUUAAGCCUUUAAAGUGAAGUCAGUGCUAACUGCAAACAUUUACUUUCGUAUUUAUCGUCGCUAGAAAACUGUGGACUGUAAUUUAUUUCAUUAAAUAUUUAGAAGAUUGUUUGGCUUUGGUGUUCAGGUGAGAAAUAGUGAGUUGUUUGGUGUGUUUUUUUUAAAUUUUGUGGGUUUUUAAAAAUAAUUCCCAAUGGGGAAGGGGAGAAGGAACUGUCUGAUAUACAAGUGUGCAUAUUUUAAAAAUAAGUGGCCUUUGGGAACGUAGGCAUUUUGAUGAUGAUUUCAGUCCCACUCGGGGUAGGAGUCAAACGUCUGGUCUGACAUCCAAGGCCAUGUUUGUUCAGAAAAGGGAACAUCCUCCGUGUAGCGGUGGGAGUUUCCAAGCAGCCCUUUAUAGAGGAGGAGGUGUCUCCUUGGCCACCAGGGCCCCCCUGACUGUCCCAUGGGAACUGAUGCUGGAUCGCAGCUCAGGCUUCCCCGAGCCCUUCACUCUGCUUAUAACUCCAUUGACUUUCUGACUUGUUUCCUGAGGGACUCAGAAAAGGAGAAGGAAUUAUUCACACAGAAGUGUGUAUGAAGCCUAAAUGACAUCUAAAAAUUUUUUUUUCAAAAAUAUAGUGAGGGUUUAACCAUAAAUAGAAGACAAGAGUAUUAUUUACUUAAAUUUCUUACAAGCCUAUGAAACUUUAUGAGUGUUUAUAUAGAGAGGUUAACUAUAAGCGUAUAGUAUUUAUAUUUGGGCAGGAAGGGUUAAAUCAAAUUUUUAAUUUAAAUAAGCAUAGUUCCUUUAAAGAGCAAUAGUAUUUAUACUCUGAAAAAAAGUACCAAGCUUAGUUCAGUUAUUUAUUUGUCUGUGUUUUUCCUAUUGUUUCUCCUUUGGGGGAAAAUGGUGUAUUUUUAUUUUGGUUUGGUUUUGUUUUCUUUGUUGUUGUUUUUUGUCGUUCUGAUUCACUAAAUUUGGGGAUGGUUUUAUUAAAGUAUAUUAACUUCUUUUUAACCAAAGCUUUCUGAAUAUGACCAGCCUCAGGUGCUAGCGCAUUAAAGAGCAACUAAACCUAAUUCCAGUGUCCAUUAAUGAAACGAUAAGAGUUCGUUGAACUUCUCUAAGGGUGAGAGAGAACAUAAUGUUGAACCUAAAAGAAAUUCCUUUUCCCAGAAAGGAUUUUUCAUGUACUUAAUGCAAAAAAAAUAAAAAGAUGCUCUAAUCACAGUCAUAGUCACCCUAUGGUGACAUUGCUUUUAGAGUAAACCGAGAUACACUGACACGAUGCUGCUACUAGGUCUUUGUGAAAGAAAAGCAGGGUGUGGACUCUAAGAGCAAAGUACAUCUAUAGGGUAGGAACAGUGUCAUGGAGGCAUGCUCCGUGACAUGAGGGAACAACUAUUAUUUGGAUUAAAGUUGAGAUCUGAAGUUAAACAAUAAAUUCAGCUGAAAAAACCAGGAAGUCUAGAAAAGGGUAUGCAAAACGUUGCAUUUUUAUUUUCUUAUUAUAGAAACACCUGUGUGAUGAUACAAACUAUUUGGUGAUACCGAACAAUUAUUCACAAUAGUUCUUAUAAAGUUCCCUAAACAUAAAUGUCCAAUAGUCUUUUAAGUAUUGGAAUCACAUCAUUGUCAUCCCUGCUGCUGUAAGGCCUUUGGUGCAGUGUUUCCUUCGGGUCAGUGAGGCUCUGUGCAGAGCCCGAGUGCCAUCGGCUACAGUGGUGUCCAAACGGUUGCAUUCUGUUGUGAAGAAACUGGCCUCGGUCACAAUGAAAUCAAAAGUGCAGAUGAAAGUGCUUUUUUGGACAGUUUGCAAAUUGUGUUAAAGCUAUGGAUUUUUAUUUUUAAGUGUUCAGCAUCCUAAUUUAUGUUAAAGCUAUGGAUUUUUUAAAAAGUCUUCAGCAUCCUAAUUCACCCUUCCUAACUUAAGGAAAACAUGACUUAAGACACUGCUUCUAAGUUUGGUUGUUCUUUAUAGUGUGGAUUCCCAGAUGUCUGUGAGCGUAGAGAGGGUGGGCUGAGGGUCAAGUGCGGAGGUAGUGUGUGUGUGUGCGUGAGCGUGAGUGUGUGCGUGUGGUUUUCCUGUAUGACGUGCGUGUGUCAGACCGCUUCUAGGCUACUAAGUGUCAAUGGAAAAGAAAAUGUAUUCAAAAUACUUAAAUCAAAACUAGAAGAUGGGGGGAAAAAAAAAAAGAUUUAUUCUAUACAAAGCCUUGUCUGGACCACUUUAGAGAGACUUCUAUUUUUUUAACCCUUCUAUAAAUAUUUGAUGGCACUUGAACUAUUCCUGCAAUAAAAUGUGAUUUGUGUAAAGAAAAAAAAAAAAAAAGAUUUUGUAAUGUGAAACAAAGAAAGAAAGUAAUGUAAUUUUCUAAAACACACACACACACACACACACACAAACAAACUUUGUAUUAUUUUCUUGAUGGAAUUUGUCUAUCUGUCUUUGGAAAACUUUUUAUUUCAUUGAAUGUGCCAUAGUGGAAACACGUGUCUUUAGUUGUAGACUAAGGAACAGCUGCUGGCGUUCCGACAUUCCAAACUGCAGAAGCACCUAGGAGAACCUCGAGCGAAAGGGUUAAGUAGGGUGUGAGCCUCUCUCAUCGUUGCUGUUUUGCACGCUCUUCAUUCCUCUCUAGUGCAAUAUGUACAUAGAGCACUCGCGGGUGUACCUUGACCCCUCAGGGAAAAAUACAUAGUUGUACAGUUGUUGUUGUUGUUGUUUCCUUUUGUCUUUGGCUAAGGAAUGUCGACUGAAUCACUUGUUCUUGUUGAGGGGCAGCCAGAUAAUAACCCUAAAGCCACUGUCUCAAACAUUGAUUGUUUAAAUCAUGUGUCCUUCCAGUGCUGUUAAGAUACUAAUAAUAAAAAGUUAUUUUCUGACAGUUCUUUGUGCUGAUUGGUGAGAAAAAAAAAAGGGUAGAUAAGCACCUUAUGAUUGACUUACUGUGAAUGACAAUCCAUCUUGCUAUCAACAAUAGAAAGCCCUAUCGUUUUGGAGUUGGGGUUACGAGUCAGAAACAAUGUGCUCAGGGAUCUUCUAAAACUCUUUAAAACAGGGUGGCCAGUACUACUGGGACAAAUUGUGUUUUUUAUUAUUAAUCAUAAUGAUAAUACUAUCCCUCCAAGGCACAAGUGAACUGUGUAGAACUAACUGCAUGUGUGUAAACUUCACUAUCAUCUCAUUGUGUUAGGUUCAAAACGUAUGUGUUCUUCAGUCUUGUGUAUUAAAAACAUUGAAUAACCUUCAGAGCUGUAGAAAGCUAUGCCAGUAUGUCAAAAGAUAAAUUAGUAGGUCAUAUACCAACAGAGAGCAUCAUUCAAAGUACAGUCCUGCAUACUCCACUUACCGUUUCUUGGAUAAUUAAAAUACUCAUGAUAAAUAUAUUUAUAGCAUUAUACAGUAUAUUUAAAAAAUACUUCAAAUUCUAUAUAAUAUGGAUUUUAAAAAAACUUUUAAACCAAAUGAGAUAAAGGCCCUGCCUAUUAGUGGAGUGAGAGAGGUAAAAGGUAAAACAUGUUUUUUUAAUGGCAGCAAACAACUAUUAUUUUCACUGUGGUCUCCUCUAAAAGCAAACCAAAUAAAAGUCCCUUUAUGUAACACAAGUCUUCUCCAUCCACAUUUGUAGUUUUUAAUCUGUCGAAUUAAUACAAGAGCUACUGUUUAAAGAUAAACAAAGCCCGCCUCGUAACAACAAUAUGAGCCACCUUUUAGAGGCACAUUUUACAUUUUUGAAAGACAGUUUUGUUCUCCUAUUUCAACAUACUGAUUUCCAUAAAGUCAGUGAAUCUCAGUGUAAUUGUUGACUUUGAUUCUUCCAUUUCAUAUUUGGAAUAAACAUUCAGAUAUUUUUUUACAUAUUUUUUUUUAUGAUCACACAGGGGCAUAAUUUAGGAAAACUUUUCAUGUCAUUUAGAUCAAAAAGAAGCCUUUACCUUGUUUUUGAUAAUAGACUAUGGAAAUAGGCAGACAUCUCUCUCUCUCUCUCAUAUAUGUAUACGUAUAUACACACACUAUACAUAUACAUAUACACACAUAAUUGACAGUUUUACAUCUUACAGCUUCUGAUUACCACUUCUUACAAAGGGACAACACAGCAGAACCCCAUAAAAACAACUUUAUAUUACAGAUCAGAUGAUGUGCCCAGAAAGGCGACGACAACAGUAAAUCUUGAUCUGUUGCUAAUAGUCGACCAUACAGGUCUUCAUUCUGUCCCUCAACACUAGUAUUAUUAAAGAAGUUCCACCAGAUUUCAUUAAAGGGACCUUCCUAUGACUGUUUAUUCUCAAGACGCGAGAAGGCCAACAAGCAGUGGCUUUCCCAAGCAACUGCUUUCACUUUGGGCCUGUUUGCUUGCUUGUUAGUGAGCGGGAGAUCAGUUUUGGCAGGCUCUCAGAACGAUUUUUAAAAUGAUCCAAAGGCCUGGUUUCAUACCAAGGAAACACUGUCGAUGGGGGAGGGCGGGAGACCUUCAUGUUUAAACAGGCCCUCAGAACUUAGAGCAAUAAAUACAUUCAGUGCUUUCUUUAUAAAUGAAUGACAGAAUCGUCGAUCCAAAUAGAAACGUCUUUUAGCAGUGAAACAUAAAUGGGGGUCUUGUGUUAAGAAAGUGAGCAUGAAUAUUUUAAAUGGAUGCCUCGAGAAUCCGUGUUUGCUGUUUACAUUUAGUGUGUUUACCACAUCAGCAGUAUCACACGUCUUUUCCUGUUUUUCUUCUAGGAACUAAGGAAAGGUAGCUUGCACUCAGCUUGGACAUGCUGCACAUGUCAGUAUGUUGUUCUCUCAGAGCAACUAAUUUUCUCCAGUGUUCAUGUGUGAUUCCUUUCUUGCUCACUGUUACUGCAGUGUGGGUGAAAUACUGUUGCUAGGAACUCGGUCAGCAUGGGACAGACGACAUGUGUAAAUGCAGAUCGUUCUUGAGCAGAGAGGGAAUAGGAUUUCACGCGCGAAAAUAUCCGUAUGUACUGUACACACCUCCCUGAAUCCAAAAUCCUCUUCUAGCCACCAUGUGGAAUCUCACAUAAAACAGUGGUAAACUUUUAUACAUUAGGACAUUAGCUGGCUGCUUCUUUAAAUGUACCUGUAUUGUCUGCCUGCUCCUUUUGUGGAGAUGUGUUUUUGUAUUGGAUGUUUGGGCCAAUGGGAGGCUUCAAGCUACAACAUAUUUUCCCAGUUUAAAUAUAUUUAACAUAUGACAAACCCCAGACAAGGCUUUUAAUAUGUAUAAAGAACUGCAGUGUUAGGUGGUUUAUUUGCAAACCGUUUUCAAUGUUGUCCAUUUUUAUGGCACCUUUAACAAUAUUCUUGUUUCCAAAGUACAAAAAACAAAUAGGUUAAAUAUCUAGCCAUAACUGAAUGUCAAGCAAUAAAACAAAUGACUUUUGUGCAUAGACUUAAAAAAAUACAAAUUUUAGACAUCUGCAUGUAAAUGCAAUCUCUUGUUUACUGCUUUCUUCAACUCGAGCAAUUGAUUCCUUAUUUACUAUUAACUUAAGAACUUGUAAUGGCCUGUAAACAUUUUCUCUCUUACUCUUCUUUCAAAUUUACCUUCAUCCCUGCUUUUGAGUCAUAAUAUUUAAUGUUGUUCUGCACAUCUCUAUACAGUUAACUUUUUGGCUUUUAUUCUGUAUAGAUAAGAAAAUGUUAUAUUAUAAACAGCCUACUCAGUGCAAAUAUUUAUCUGUUUAUCAAAUCCACAAUAUGCUGUAUAAUACUGGUUUUACUAUAUAAUCUAUUUUAGACAUAGCUGUUUAGAACUAGAGUGUGCUAUUUUUGUGUUUUUCUGAUGUGUGGUGCUAGAUAAGUUACUUUUGUGAACAAAAAAAGAACCCUUUUAUUCCUAGACAAUACCACCUUUGGGUCUUGUUAAUUUCACUGAGUAUAACUAUAUAUUUGUAUAUAUAUACAUAUAUAUAUAUCUCUACCUGUGCCCAACUGGCAGCUGUAUCAGAGUGCUGGAUUUGGGACAUGCUUUUCUCUUUAAAUACAUAAUAUCAUUAUAUAAAUUAUUCUAGAGUGUAUUUAAUUAGGAUAAAAUUACUUCCUUAGUAUGGAUAUUUGACAUCUAUAGGGUGAAUUUGUUUAUAAAUAUGGAUAUAUGAAAACUUUAUUAGCAUUGUCUUUAUGUUUGCUACUUGGCUUUAUACCAUAUCUCCUGAGCUGAAAAAUAAUUUGCCAGGCCUUCAAGAUCCUAAAGAAACAACUCUAGUUUAAUGGAGUAAUUUUUUUUUUUCUUACUAAGGAAUUAUAUUAUAGACACCUAACAGGGUUGUGUACUUAGCUCCUAUUAUAGAUAAUAGGCACUUCUAUAAAAUAUUCUUGGUGGCUUGAUGGCGGAAUAAACCUUUCCCCUCCUACCUGAGCCAUAAGAAGUAUGAAGACAUCCACUGUCAUGGCAGAACCUGGGCCAUAGAGCAAAUUCGACAAAGGAUGUGCUGUUUUAAUAUGACCUCAACCAGUUCCAUGAACUGAGUGAAGGACCUUCGUUUUAAAAGUCAUUUAAUAAUGAGCUUAAACUCUUUCACUUAUUCUCCCAAGACCUAUUGGCAUUGUUAAAAAUAAAAGUAUAUCAAAUAUCUAACUAAGGAUGUAGUUAACCUUAUUAAAUAUUGAUUAGAAUUGUUCUGUAAUAUUACUGAAUUUGUAAGAUCUUUAGCAAAGAUUUUUGAGCAAUUUAUAAAUAUAGAGCAAAUGUUUCUGUUUAAUGCACUUUUUGUAAUUGAAGGUGAUAAAUUCUCAAGCCAUGGUUAUUGGCUUCCAUGCACUGCAUAUUUACCCACAAUUUAGACAUUUUCCAUUUUUAUGGAAGAGUUGCUGUUACCUUAAUUAUAAAUGCAAUCAUGUGGUUAAUGAAAGCUAAUGCUAAUAGUUAACCUUUUAAAGUGAAUUGGCUACAGUCUAAGGAAAUAUCUCUUUUAAUACAAAUCAUGCCAUUCCUUAUUGCUUCGCUUAGAAACAGAUGGAAACUUUUUUUUAAAGCACCGCUCAGUAUCCUAGGCUUCGGAUGAUAGAGAUUGUAUUGCUUUGUGUCUGUACAAUGGCCAGCACAUGCCAGCACUUGGUAAUUGUUAAAUGACAAUAAGUGUGCCCCAAACCAAAUUCUUUCUCUGGGUUGUUAUGGUAAAUUUAUAAAGUAUGCCAAGCCUUAUGGUUAACACUUUCUUCUGCAACCAAGUAUUAAAUCCCCCUUUAAAAAGACCACAUGAAAUGCUGAUUCUAAUUGUGUGUAGGUCUUGCAGAUUAAGCACACAAAUUUCACAAAACUUGUGAGUAACAAACUCAGCCUUCUGUAAAUAUACACGCAAGUUCAGAAACAGUAAUACUGUACCUAUAAAUAUAUCUGUCUGUUUUGUGUACAGUAUGUAAAAACUUUUCUGCCACACUAAAAAUGCAAGCCAUUUAUGGGUAUCCUAAAAUUAGUAUUGUACUAAAACUUUGCUAAUGAUCUUUAUUAGAAGAUCAUCCAACUUUUCACAUACAUUGGGUUUUCUUUUCAAUUCACUCUUACAGUAGUCUGCUUAUUUCCAGCUGUUUGUUAUAUGAUUGUGUCCUGAAUUUAAAAAAAUAUUUUGAUUCAUUUUGUAAAUACAAGCUGUAAAAAAAGAGAGAUUUAAUGUUGUCUUUUAAAUACUCCAAUUUUCAUUCUAAUAUGAAUGUUGUUAUAUUGUACUUAGAAACUGUACCUUUAAUAUUACAUUACCUUUAUUAAAAGUGCAUUGAACACAUCAAUUUUAGAUGUGCUUUAUGUACUGUUAUCCUAUAAUAAAACUUCAGCUUCUAAUGGAA
Molecule: messenger RNA, 11267 nt
Organism: Miniopterus natalensis
Lineage: Eukaryota; Metazoa; Chordata; Mammalia; Chiroptera; Miniopteridae
Source: RefSeq, a predicted model, not a curated record